AUGAUGAAGAGGAUGGUUAGUUGUCGAACGGGGGGGGACAAACUUCACCACACGAGGGAAGAACGCAGGAGAAACAAUAGUGAGAGGAACCCCUGGGGAAGAAGCCAGCCCACUCGGCAGAGGUACAAUGGCAAAGGUUACACCUACAGGGGAAUAUGCGUCCAUCAGAGGGAAGCCACUAACCAGGCGGAGGAGAUGAACCAGGAAAGUUUACUAUUGAGUUUGUUGAGCGGUGGGUGUGGAUCUGUUGAAGAGAAGGAAAAAAAAGGAGGAGAAGGAAGAGAAGACGGAGGAGGAGGUUGGGGCAGCACUGUGCUUACCCCCCAUCAGAAUGGCACUUCGCCUUUGCACAGACACCCUAAUGGAGAAGACGACGAAACAAACGGGUGUCCCACCCACAAAUACAAAAAAGAAGAUGCUGAACCGAAUCAACAAAGCAUUAAAACAUAUUACGAGCUGUACAACGUUAUCAAAUAUCACAACAUAGAUAGAGGCCGAAGGAGGAAUCGACUCAUUCAUUUUUGCAAAGAGGGGAGAUUAAAAAGGAGGGCGUCCAGGAGAAAUCGGCACAAUGGUCAUGUGAUGGAAGGAGAGCAAAGUAGGGGAGAAAUUCACUCUCCCUUUGGACAACAGCGAGGGCAUCAUCGAGACGAUCAGAAGGAAGACCCACUGGAAAACAUCUUAAGCCUCGAAUGGCAGGACGACGGCUCCUCCAAUUCAAACUACCUCCUCCAGUGUUGCAACGAGCAGCUACUGAACAGGCAGGUAAAAAUACACCACACGGAUUUCAUCGAAAUUGAGGACAUCUUUGAUGAGAGAAGAUUACGUUUUGUAAAAAAUAAAAAAUUCUGUUUUUACAAAAAUGGGGAAAUGAAUAAGUUCUGCAAAGAGAAGGAGCGGAGGAGCAAGGUGGACUCUAGGCGGACCACUCCAGGGAGUCAUCUGAAUGGUGGGAAAGGAGCCGAGAUCAAGAGUCUCACCAAAGUAGAGGUGGAGCAACAGGAGGAAGAAGUGCGAGAUAGUUCACCCUCUGGGGAAAGGAACACUUAUGAGUGUCCUCCCUACCGAAAUGGGAACCUCCACCAGGGGAACAUCACAGAGGAGAGUCCCAUCGGGGAAACCCUCCAGGAGGAGUCCCAUGAACGGAGAGCUGAUCGCUUGGGGGAGAUUCAAAUGGAAGACAUAGACCUGCCCGAUGGCCUCCGGGAGAGCAGUAAAGUAAGUCCUUCCCACAGUUCGAAGGAACCCACCCUGGGAGGAAAGAACUCAAAUGAGCAGACCGACCCGAUCGACCCCCUCGAGUUGGACCCUGACGGAGAGUUCUCCCUUUGCGAGGGGCAUGACCACUUUGAAAAUGAGAAUGGAAGUAGCCCCGGAAAUAUGGAGGACAAUCUAGCGGGGGACGUCCCCAGCGUGGAGGGAGAUGCGAACGAGGAGGAUAGCUUCCUUUCGGAUCUCUACUUGGGCGACAACGAGGGUAGAGAAGCGGACGUGGAUGAAGAAGCGGACGUGGAUGAAGAAGCGGACGUGGAUGAAGAAGCGGACGUGGAUGAAGAUGCGGAUGUGGAUGAAGAUGCGGACGGGGAAGGAGAAGCGGACGGGGAAGGAGAAGCUGGCCAAGAUAAAGAACCGGAUGAGGGCUACCACUUAGACUGCGAGUUCGAAGACGUGGAAGUGAAGGAGGCGCUUGACGGCGGACAAGAUGCGGACAGUAAGACGAGUCUGUUGGCAGAGGAAAUGGUGGAGGGGAGCGAUGUCCCAGGAGGAGGAGAGGUGCAAUUUGAAGAGGAUGGGCUGGUUGGAGAAUUCGAAGAGGAUGGGCUGGUUGGAGAAUUCGAAGAGGAUGAACUCAUUGGCGAGCUUCAGGCGGAUGGACUGAUUGAUGGGGGAGAGGAAGAGCCACUCAGGGAGAGCUCAGAGUCAAAGCUGUAUCACCACGAUUGCGACUUGGGGAGUGUUGCAAAAGUAAGCGACCUGUUUGACGACGUAGAGGUGGAAGAAAUCGGGGCGGAGGAAGAAAGGGAGGACUCGCUGUUGCGUGAGCUGGAAGGAGUGGAACCGCAGCGGCAGGAGGAGGGGGACGACGACGAAGACGAGAUGGCGAAGCAUGAGCAGGCCAAGUCGUGGGAUGUCCCAUCCAGGCGGGGGCGGCAUGACGGAGAGGACGACGCCCCCCUGCACGUCAACGUGGAGCAGGAUUUUAUCAAAGAUCUGGGCCUAAUGAAGGAGAAAGAAAAUGUCACUUACAAUGUGAUGAUGUAUCCAUAUAAUCCCGUAGCAGGUGGAGUGAAUGGGACGGACUACGCAGGGGUGCAGCAAAACGUGGCUUCUCGGGAAAACAAAACCAAGGGGGAGAAUUACGACUUUUUUAAAGACAUCUAUCGUGAUUAUUUUGAUAAGUCGUAUCAGUCUGAUCAGUCAAAUCAGCCUAAUCAGCUUAAUCUGUCUAAUCCGCCUAAUUUGUCUAAUCUGCCUAAUCUGUCUAAUCGGCCCAAUCAGCCGAAUCAGCCCAAUCAGCCGAAUCAGCCCAAUCAGCCGAAUCAGCCCAACCACGACGAGCUGCACCUCUUCGGUGCAGACAUCACGAAGAAUGCUUACCUGUACAUCCUUCAGAACUACGCCAACAUGUGCAAAUAUAAUCACGUGAAUGUCUUUUCUCCUCUGAGUUGUAGAGACUACACAGAUUACCUUUUUAAGGAGAGACGGAUGGAGAGUGAGUUGAUCUAUGAUGAGCAGAUUAUCGAGGAGGUCUUUCGAAUUCAUGAAGGGGAUGCUGAGGAAGUGGCGAAGCGGAGGGGGCAGACAACACUUCGUCAGGGUAGAGGUGUAUCUACACAUGACGAACAGUCUGUUUAUAAAAAAGGAAGGGAAGUCGAAGGGGACAUCCAACGUGAUUUCGUCAUAAAAGGGGUGACAGGACCUACCAAUCAACAGGGGGAAGGGUACCCCUCGGCAAUGCUGCGAAGCGCUACUCACGGAGAAGGCAUGCUGAUGCAGAUGUACAGACGAAACCACAACAACAACCAUGGGUGCAGCUCCUUCAUGAGGAAGACGAAGGAGAUGUUUUACCUGCACAUGGGGAGACACCCGUUUGGGUGGAGCUACACAGAUGGUGAGGCUGGUCUUGGGACUCCUCCUGGAGCUGAGGCCGCGGCUCGGCCUGGGCAGCACAUCUACCUGGACAAUUUCACAGCCGUAUGGGAUCAUUUGUAUUCGAAGAGGAAGCAUUUGGAAGGAAGAGAAACGAACUACAUCUUACAAGAAAUAAAUAAAAAGCUAGCUAGCCAAAUGGAAAGAAAUGAACAAAUUUCAUAUAUUUUGAAAAAUCAUUUUCUGAGAAACCCCCCUGUGUCGGAUAUGUUACUCAGGUCACUCAUUUGUUCCCCUGAUGAGUUUAAGCAAGCGUUCAAUCAGCAGUACGACUUUUCCGUGUUGCGGAAUGCUGCGAAUGAUACCAGGGAGGGGGACAAUUCCACUUCCGCUUGUGCUAAUCACGUCCGUGAUGCGUUGUCCCCCUGUGUGCAGAAGAGAGAGACGAUGGACUCGCUGGUUGACUCGUUCGCAGUGACCCCAUUCGAAGUGACCCCCUUCCACACAGCAAAUCCAUCAACCCACCCAAAUGAACAGACCAACAUCUUCAUUCAAAAUAAAGAGCUCAGACUUGGAUGCAUCGAAACUAUUCUGAGUAAAAGUAAAAACAUCUUCUUCUUCACUAAUCUGAAACUAGACACAUGCUACCGUAAGAGGAACCCCCACGAAAUCGAGAAUCACCGGGUCUCCCUCAGCACAGUGUAUGUACACACGCGUAUGGCCAAUGCCUAUAUUUACAAUUACGAGUUAUCAAACAAGAAGGGGGUGAUCGCUUUUUCUCGAUUCCACAAAUUCGAUUUUAGGACGUCCAUCGGGAGGCAUUCCUUUGUGGACCCCAGGGAGGACGAACAGUCGGAUUAUCCGGAGAAGUCGCAUCGUCUGGAUAAUCCAGAUUAUCCCGAACAGCCGCAUCAUUUGGAGCAGUUCGAAGGGGUGAAGCUGGGCGCGCUCAGGUGGGACCUCCUCAGGGCGGCCAUACGCAGGGGAGGCGUUCUAGGCGACGCCUUUUUUGACUCACCAAGGAAGGAAUCGGCGGAGGAAUUGGCAAACGCGAUGGAAGUGACCCCAGCGGUACAAUUGCCCGAUCGCCAGACCGGCACGAAGCUCACGCUGAAGCUCAACGCGAAGAGCCUACUCCCGCCAAAGAGUAGGAGCCACGCGCAGCACCAAAUCGACCUCCUUGCGAACAUACUUCUCGACCCAGAUUUCAAACUCACUAGUAGCUGCAAAAUUGAAACAUGGCAGAUACAGAAUCAGUGCGAAAGAUUACCCAUGCUGAGGUAUAAUGAAGAAACGAAGGAGAAUCCCGUGUUUCUCCUUUAUGACAGCUCAUGUCUACAUCUGUCUGAUGACAGUCCGCUUGUGAUCCUUGAGUAUAUAGAAAAAGAUCCGAUGGUACUCCCAAAGAUUGGCAUGAAUAGUAAGCUGAAACACUACGUUAUGUGUCGGAAUGAAGAAAGACUCUACUCCUUUGAGUUUAAGAGGAAAGUAAAGAGGGACAUGGAACCCUUCGGCGAGAUCAACGUGAUGAACCAACCCAUCAGCUACUUUGGCGUCAGCGUUCGGACGAAGAAGGCGAGUCAGAAGCUCAGCUUCCUCGAGAAUGAGUUGUUCAAGGCGUUCCUCUUCCCGCCGCCGGUGUACCGCGCGGGGGGAGGGGCAGGAGGAGUGGAGGGCGAAGUGGCAGACGACGUGGCAGGCGGCGUGGCAAGUGACGUUGCAAGUGACGUGGCUAACCGCAUGGACAACGAUGUUACCGCUAACAUGGCUACUCCGCCACUGCCAAAGGGAAGAGACGUUGGGACCUCCGCGCAGAACCGCAGCCAAGGAAACCUCUUUUACGACACGGACUUCCUCCUCAUAAGGAACACCUGCACGGGGUGUCGAAGCAGAGUUUUUCUGAAGCCGCUCCAUGUGGAUAGCAGCUUGUAUAGGGAGGUAGCGAAGGAGAAGAGCGAUCCCUCCCCGGGGGAGGUUUCCCCGACAAUUAGAUGCGCUGGCGAACGUUACAGCGGCUGGGAGGGGGCCAAAGAAGGGAUUCCGGGGGGUCAGCCCGUAGGGGAGGAGCAGGAAGGGGAAGAAGCGGAAGAAGCCGAAGAAGUGGAAGGAGCGGUCCACCCAGAUGCCGCCCCCAACGAAGGUGAAGCGCUAGUCCGAGACGAUGCCAACCAUGGAGAGUCCCCCGUCACCCCGCCUCCCAACUGUGUGUUCUACAACGUGGGCUUCCUCGACCUCCACGUGGACAUAACAAACCCGUCGUAUAAAAAGUACAUCGCGGAAAAGAGGAACUAUGUGCGCAGCUGGCUCAUCAAGUUGAUUCAGAAGCACAAACUUAAGGACACAAAAAAGAUUAAAGAAAUGUUAAAGGCAAAAUUAAACACCUUUAUUAAUGAAAAAGACAUGAGCGCUAUUAUUAAGUCUCUCGAUUUUAGUCUGCUCUUGAGCAAAAACUACGCAAACGAGGAACAGCAGAAAAAUGUAUUCAAAUUAAAGAAUGUCUGCACGAUUGAGUCUACGUACCACUACCUACAGUUGCUAAAAUACGAAGGGAUUGAUUUUUAUAAAAUGAUGCAAGAGGGGGAGAAGUUAGACAGGCUGAUUUCCAUCCUCAAAAUAGAACGACAGAGAGCGAAACAGAAUAUAGAGAAUAUGAAGAGAAAAAUGAAGAUCACAUACAAAAGGUACUGCUACAAGAAGGAAGCGAAGACGAUUGAUUUUCAACUGAGGAAGAAACAAAUUCAAAUUCGAUCAAUAAGGAACUACAAUUAUGUUGGUUCCCAUUUUUACGACAGAAAUAUGCUGAAUUAUUUGCUUUAUAUUAAGUACCUGAUUUGUUGUUCCCCUUGGAAUGUUCUCAAAGAUUUCCGCUGCGCAUCAUCGCAGGGGCAGAAGCAGGGAGAUGGCAGUGUUGAGGGGGACCAGGCAGAGGGAGGACCAGCAGCAGGAGAAGCAGGAACAUUGGGACGACGACCAAGGCGGAGAAGGAGGAGACUCCAAAUCAAAAUGAAGAACAAGGAAAAAACGGAGAAUAAAAUGAACACGAAGAUGAAGAAGAAGAGGAGAAGGAGGAGCAAAAAGAGGGACGCCACUAAGGGGGAUGCUCCUUCCGAGAUGGACUGGUGGGAGGGACGCCACAGUGGAGAAACAGGCGCGACGGUAGAAAAUGCAAACGAAAGGUGCAGGAACAGACCCGUGAAGGAUCACCCGUUCACGUCGGACGAGGAGCAGCAGGAAGGAGAAGAAGAGGAGAAGGAAGAACAGGACCAGGAAGAAGCAGAGGAGGAGGAAAAGGAUGAACCCACCAGGGAAGACGUCUCCAAUGAAUCAGACCAAUAUCGAGGCGAAGCAAGAGGAAAGAAAAAGAUCCAGUGGAGCACAAGGGAGGAUGAGUCAGAGGACUCCACUGUGGAAGGAACACAUCGGGAGAGGCAAGAAGAGGAUGAUAUUGAUGAUGAGGGGGAACAACCGGAGAAGGGGACGCGUCGACGGCGCCCACGUGCAGGAAGAAGGAGAGCGCCCGAUGAACACAGCAACGAUGAACACAGCAACAGUGAACACCGCGACAGCGAUGGCAAAGAAAGACAAGACGGAACGAACGAUAAGAGGGCCGACUCGGGGCCAAAUAGAAAAAAGACGAGGAAGAAUUAUUCCUACGCUUCCUACCUGUUUAAUCACGUCGUGUGUAAUGAGGCCCUCGCCCAAGGUGAAGAAAAAUCAAAUGACAAAGGCGGACCGCAGCAGAUGCACCAUUCGAGGAGAAACGAAAAGUCUGCCGCUUCCAACUGGAGAGCAAAGGGGAAGUUGUAUACACGAAAUGGAAGUGUGCACAGGAGGGAAACGUCCAGGGGAGACAAACAGGACGAAAAGAGGACCGACAGACGGAUUGAGAAGAAGAGUACCCGUAUGUAUGCUGGGAACAACAAACGUUAUGUCUUUCACGGGAAGGGGAAAUACAACUUCAGUUACUUCCACACGAAGAAGAGGUUGACCGUAAAUCCGGAUGAGGCAGCCACUGGGCGGAGGUUUAGAGGGCCCCAGGGUGCACAUCGAGCAGGGAUGUACGAAGAAGAAGCGGAGGGAGGGGAGGACAACACCUAUGAGGAGGUAGAGGUCGCAGACGAAGCAGAUGACGCACAGGAUGGAGAUGAUGCAGGGGACGCGGAGGACGACUUUGCUAAACGGCGCCCCCCCCACCGCGAGGGGCACCCACCCGAGGCGGGCCCAACCAAGCAACUACCACGUAGGAAAAGGCCGAUGCCGGGUGAACUAGCUAAAACGACGGAAGAACCGGAGAAAAAAAACCCCAGAAGUGACAUGACGCUGAGCAGCACCCGAAUCCUAGCGCAUCUAACAUCGAGAGACAUAGCGAAGGCUCUUCUGUCCAUCGGAUUUAAUAUGUCCGAGCUGAGGAAAAUGAGUCGAAGUGAUCAGAUAAGGAAGCUGAAGGCAUGCAUCCGAAACGGGAGAGUAAAUUCCCAAAACAGAGUUAUCUAUACUUGCAUGGUGAAAAAGAUUAUAAUGGAACAAUUCAGACAUCUGCAUGUGCCGAUUCAUUUGAAGAUGAGCAGUAACGUCUUGUACCUGAGCGAGAGGAGGAGGGAAGGGGCAGGCAGCAAUCACCCGGGUCCUUCUCUGGAUUGCUUCCCCCAUGGCAGUCGCAGCAACGCCCUUGUAAGUGCCUCCAACUCGCUUCACCAAGGGGAGAAUCCCUACCUAAGCGAAGACUAUAAAAAACUGUACAUGCAUAGUAAGAGGAAGCAGAUUGACAAGAACCGGAUUAAGUUACUGAGGAGCUUCUUUCAAUCCCCUUCCAGUGACGCCGACGAGUAUGGCUCCUCCUUCUUCUCGUCCUCCUCAUCGUCAGGCACGACGGAUAGCUCCUCCGAUUCCAGCUCAGAGGAGAGUUCCUUCCGUUUGGGCGAGGCAACCCCACUAGGGAAAAUCAAACAGAGUAGAAGUCCACAUAUGCGAGGUGACCACAUGGGGGGGAACCACAAGCGGGCGGGCCUCGGAUGGGAUGAUGAACAAUCGGAAGAGGAGGAAGAAAAGAAGCACCUGGAAGUGAUAAGGGAAAUACAGACGAAGAAAGACAACUACGAGGAUGACCAGAAUAAUUAUAGAAUGGUGCACUGUCUCAAAUGGACGAGGGUCUACGUAAGCAGGAGCGACCAAAACGAUGCAGUUAGUGGUCAGAGCGGUGCACCAUUUCAGAGGUAUGAACAGGGCAAAGGUGGAGGGGGCAUUUUCAACGGGGAGGGUGCCCUAAACGAGGGAGGUAACCCCUUGCACACGUUUCCCCAUCCGGGAAAGGCAAAAGAAUCACUCAACAGUGGCAGAAGAGCAGACAAGGGAGAGCAAGCCAUGCUGAAGCACCACGUGAAGGACAUGGAGAAUCUCCUCUUUGACGAAAAAGCCAAAGUGGAGAAGAUCCACACGCUAUACAUAUAUGGAGAAAAAAACAUCAACACCUUUUUGCGGUGGAAAAGCUUCCGAUCUGUGGUCAGAAAAUAUUUUACCCUCGUGAAUGCACAUCAUAUGAAUGAACAUGCCAUGGGGGAGGAAGGAACGAUGAGAGAUAAGGUGGUUAGCCAGAGGGACAAUGCACCCGGGAAUAGGGGCUCACCUCCACAUGGUGACGAUGAUGCGGAUGGAAGUCUCGAACACGAUAGUCUAUUCUCCAACAAAGUGAAGAAAAAAAGGCAUAGGAGACGCAGGCGAGGAAUGGAGCUCGCAGGGGAAGGAGAAGGGAUGACAAGAGGUUCCAUAUAUGCCGCCCCCACGUUCAGGAACGUCCUUCGGAUCUUCCCUACCGUUGGAGAGGAGUUAAAAACGUGGCACUCCGGAAAGAAGCAGACAAAUAAAAAUGACUCCAAACAGGAGAAGAAGAAAAAGAGAAGGGGAAAACUUCUCAACGAGAGUAACAACAAAGGAAAGGAAAGGAAGAAACGCAAAAGGGGAGAGUUCUAUGUUGAUGUGAACACCACCGCGGGAAAGCUCAUGGGAAGAAAGUACGUCAAUACAAAUUAUUCAGUCAAUAUUAAGAUGAACAAAUCGAUGCAUACAUCUGUGUCUAUGGCAGCAUCCAGACGUAGGGGGUUGUAUCCCCUGGCGAUUGAUCAGGCUGCCCAGAUGGCUAUGCAGAAAAGGGAAAAGAGGAGGAGACGAAGAACCGUCACUGCUGCUGCUUUGAAUGGGAAAUUGAAAAACUACAGGAGGAGAUUCUCCAGAGACAUUACCAAUGAGGAACACCAGACAGGGGAGGAGACCGCGGGAGAAAUGGAGGGAGAAACGGACGAAUGGGACGAAGCCGAAGGGGAGGAAGACGCGGAGGAGGCCGCAGUAGAAGAAGAAACCCCUACGUAUGAUGCAGCGGAGGAAUAUGCUGCUGCGGAAUAUGCUGAGGCGAAGGAAGCCAACGAAGCGCGCAAGCGGAAGAAAUUGCGGAGCCAAUUGACCAAAAGCAACAGCUCGUUGACACUUUCGUUGAAUGAGGAAGAGGAAGAUGCUCAUCGAACGGGUAAAAAAAGGAGGAGGGGAAGGGAAGAACUAGAAAGGGGAAGCGAUAGGAGGGUCGAAAGGGGAGACCGCAAUGACACAGAGCAGUCAAAAGGUCCGCACGAGCAACACAUCUCGCCCAACGUGGCUCACACAGCCGAGAAGGCAGUCAGAAGGAGCACAAGCAUACUAUCAGACGGCACUGCGAGCCCAACCAUCGGAUCGAAUGAAAAAAAUGCCGCAGAAAGCGCAAGAAAAAAAAUGAAAAAAGGAAACACAUACAACAAUAUAAAGGAAGUCAUCGAAAAGUUUAAUGAGAUCCUCAUGUCCAUCAUGUCUAGCAUCGCAGAAGUGAUGAAUUACAAAGCCUUCCUCAACGAAGUCAACGAAAGUUACGCCCCCAUGUACUACACGAUUAUUAAAAAACCCAUGUAUAUAAACAAAAUAAUUUUUCGGUGCAAAAAAAGGAAGUACAACAGUCUAAACCUUUUUUUCGACGACGUAAAUCUCAUCGUCAGCAACUGCAAGCUGUAUAACACCCCCACGUCGGUCAGUGCCUACCUCUGUGUCAUCGUGGACAGCAUGCUCCUCGACAUCGUGAACAAAGUCAGGUCCGAUGAAAAUCUACAGAAUUAUAAUAAUAUCCUUAUUGAGCACUUUUACAAGAAUAAAAUAUUGAAUAACACCUGGGAGAGCCUCAAUAUGGACAUGGCCGCGGGGGCAUCAGGCCAAGUCAUCUCAGCGGGGGUAGGAAGUCACGAUACCGGGGGGAUUGAAGCAAAUGACCAUAGCCGGGUGGCAGCAAGUCACCAUAGCGGGGGCGGAUUAACCGUUGCGAAUAACUCCGUGCCAUCCGUAAAUAUGCACUCCAACGAGAUGAACUCGAAGGACGCGCCCGCAGGGGAGGGCAAUCCGUAA
Messenger RNA from Plasmodium inui San Antonio 1, 10503 nucleotides. RefSeq lists its product as hypothetical. The transcript has a single exon. Gene Ontology annotation, molecular function: protein binding. The record is from RefSeq and is a predicted model, not a curated record. Lineage: Eukaryota; Apicomplexa; Aconoidasida; Haemosporida; Plasmodiidae. The coding region runs from base 1 to 10503 and encodes 3500 amino acids.